CUUUUACAAUGACUGAUCUUGCAGUAAACUACGAUUAUCUUGAAGCCUCUCUUUGUAAUACCUCUGGAAACGUUCCUCUUGCUGAACGCUUUCGUACCUUGUUUACACUUAAAAAUAUUGCUGACGAUAGAUCUAUUGAAAUUAUUGGCAAAGCCCUCAAGGAUGAUUCUGAAUUAUUAAAGCAUGAACUUGCCUAUUGUCUUGGUCAAAUUGGUAAUCCCAAAGCCAAUCCUGUUCUUAUAAAUGUCCUGGAAGACCUCAACGAACAUGAAAUGGUCCGCCAUGAGGCUGCUGAAGCAUUAGGUGCUAUUGGCUCAUUAGAAUCACUUCCUGUACUUGAAAAAUAUUUAUCAGACAAGAGUGAAGCAGUCGUCGAGACUUGUGAACUUGCUAUUGAUAAAAUCAAGUAUGAUCAUGAUCCUAAGAAUAAGGCAGAAAAAGAAGCCAAUAAGAGCGCCUACCAUUCUGUAGAUCCUGCUCCUCCCACUACAGAAACACGAUCGGUAGAAGAACUUGAGGCACAGUUGAUUAAUCCCAAGUUGAAACUGUUUGUGCGUUAUAGAGCCAUGUUUGCCUUGCGUGAAAUUGGCACAACUGAGGCUGUUCUUGCCUUAGCCAAGGGAUUAAAGGAUAAGAGUGCAUUAUUUAGACACGAAGUUGCUUAUGUAUUUGGUCAAUUACAACAUCCUGCUAGUGUUCCUGCCUUAACGGAAUGUCUUGAGAAUAAAGAUGAAGUACAUAUGGUUCGUCAUGAAGCAGCUGAAGCCUUGGGAUCAAUUGCUACACCAGAAGUAUUACAAGUAUUAGAAGGAUUUAAAAAGGACGAAGAAACAGUUGUACGUGAAAGUUGUGAGGUUGCACUUGAUAUGUACGAAUAUGAAACUAGCGGUGAAUUACAAUAUGCAAAUGGUCUCGAUCAUCCUCAGAAUAUGCAUUCACUUAAACUUGCUCAUUAAGCAACACUUUAUUAUAUUACCUGUACAGUUUAAAAUUCAAGAUUUUGGAAAAAAAUAUUUCUUAUAUUAAAGCACGGCCCAGAGGGCUUUAACCACAUCUUUUGUCUUUGUAAGAGGUAAUUGACCUGAGUUUAUUAGCUGUGCAUAAAAGCCAUAAUGAAUAAAAAAAACUACAUGUCAAGGG
Molecule: messenger RNA, 1140 nt
Organism: Rhizopus microsporus ATCC 52813
Lineage: Eukaryota; Fungi; Mucoromycota; Mucoromycetes; Mucorales; Rhizopodaceae
Product: deoxyhypusine hydroxylase/monooxygenase
Exons: 5
Coding region: 9-956 (315 amino acids)
Biological process (GO): peptidyl-hypusine biosynthetic process
Molecular function (GO): deoxyhypusine monooxygenase activity
Source: RefSeq, a predicted model, not a curated record